AUGGGAAAUAUACACACGACAGGUCCUAAUGAAGCCUUGGUUAUUUCAGGUGGCUGCUGUGGCGCAGAAGCAAGAAAGUAUAUCAUUGGAGGAUGGGGCUGGGCUUGGUGGCUUGUGACAGACACUCAGAAGAUCUCCCUGGAGGUUAUGACCCUAAACCCACAGUGUGAAAGUGUGGAGACCUCAGAAGGUGUACCAGUUACAGUGACCGGGGUAGCCCAGUGCAAGAUCAUGCGGUCCCCUGACAUACUGAAGAAGGCCUGCGAGCAGUUUCUAGGAAAGUCACCCCAGCACGUUGAGCACGUAGUUCUCCAGACCCUUGAGGGUCAUCUCAGAGCUAUCCUUGGUACUCUCAGUGUCGAGGCGAUUUACCAAGACCGUGACCAGUUUGCACAGCUAGUCCGUGAGGUGGCAGCACCAGAUGUGGGCAAGAUGGGCAUUGAAAUUCUCAGCUUCACAAUCAAAGACAUCUUCGACAACGUGCAGUACCUGUCGUCUCUGGGCAGGGCACAGACUGCAAACGUCAAGAAGGAUGCCGACAUUGGUGUGGCGGAAGCCAACCGGGAUGCAGGCAUCAGGGAGGCAGAGUGUGAAAAGCUGAGACUGGAUGCCAAGUACAAAGCAGACGCCAAAAUUGCUGAUUCUGCCAGAGAAUUUCAGAUGCAGAAAGCCAAUUUUGAUAUGGAAGUUAAUGCCAGAAAAGCUGAAGCAGAGCUUGCAUACGAGCUACAGGCAGCGAAGGAGAAACAGAAAAUCCGUAGUGAAGAAAUGGAAAUUGAGGUGGUGGAGAGGAGGAAAUUAAUUGAUGUUGAGGAGAAGGAGAUUCUCAGGAAGGAGAAAGAGUUGAUUGCCAUGGUCAAACGACCAGCUGAAGCUCAAGCCUACAAGAUGACACAGUUGGCAGAAGGUCAAAGGACCCAGACGGUGGAAGCAGCCCGAGCCGAUGCUGAGAAGAUCAGACUUCUGGGAGGAGCUGAGGCUGCAGCUAUUGAGGCUGUAGGCAAGGCUGAGGCUGAGAGAAUGAGGCUGAAGGCAGCGGCCUACAAGCAAUACGGAGAAGCUGCAAUGUUGAAUUUGGUUAUGGAAACGUUACCAAAGAUUGCCGCAGAAGUAUCAGCACCUUUGUCCAAGACUGACGAAAUCGUAUUGGUUGGUGAUGACCGCGUGACAGGAGAAGUUAAUCGGCUGCUUAGUCAGCUCCCUCCUUCUGUACAGGCUCUAACCGGAGUAGACUUGUCCAAGUUUCUGAGCAAAAUGGCUGGAACACAACAGGCGUAA
Molecule: messenger RNA, 1278 nt
Organism: Candidula unifasciata
Lineage: Eukaryota; Metazoa; Mollusca; Gastropoda; Stylommatophora; Geomitridae
Source: the annotation of a GenBank genome assembly